Messenger RNA from Oryza sativa Japonica Group (Japanese rice), 1957 nucleotides. Its product is annotated as F-box protein At5g49610. Lineage: Eukaryota; Viridiplantae; Streptophyta; Magnoliopsida; Poales; Poaceae. The record is from RefSeq and is a predicted model, not a curated record. Gene Ontology annotation, molecular function: protein binding.
ACGAGUCGUGUCUUUCCAGAAUGCGCCUUCCUCUGUUCUUCAACCUAUGCGGUUGGGCCAUCUCUCCCGACAUGACACAGCGGCGGUGUCUCCGGCGGCUUGGAGAAGAUAAUGUGGGAGGAGGAGGAGGGGGGGGCCGGCGAUCGGCGCGCUGGGCGCGGCAGGGGAGGAGACCAAGGCGGAAUUGGUUGCGAGGAAACCGAGGAGGAGGAAGAGAUUAGGAUUAAUUAAGGUUAAUGCGGCUGCACGAAAACAAGAUCAAUCUCCGUCUCUCUCAAUCACGGUAGCUAGGUCAGUUUGCCCUAAGACAAUUUCCCCGUCGCGAGUCGCCGACUUCAUCGGAGUAGGGGCGCGGCGGCCAUGGCGAAAAGGGCGAGACUACUCAGCGCCGCGGCCGGUCCCGUCCUCCCCGACGAGCUCGUGUGGGAGAUCUUGGCCCGCCUCCCGGCGAGGGGGCUCCUCCGCUGCCACGCCGUGUGCCGCGACUGGCGCCGCCUGGCCACCUCCGCCGACUUCCUCCUCGCCCACCACCGCCACCAGCCGCCGCGCCCGCUCGUCUUCGGCUGCGCGAGGUGGAGGAGCGGCGCCGCCGCCGACGCCGACGCCGCCGUGGAUUCCGUCGACCUCAUCCGGCACCCCGCCGAGCGCCGCCGCGUCCUCGGCUUCAGCGACUACCGCCAACACCAGAGCUUCAAGAUCCACUCCUCCUGCGACGGGCUCCUCCUCUUCGUCUCCGGCCGCGCCUUCUACAUCUGCAACCCGGCCACGCGCCAGGUGACGCCAGUCCCAGCCCUCACCGGCGGCGGCAGCCAGGUCACCCUGUACCCGCACCCAUCUUCCGGCGACGGCGAGUACCGCGUCCUCAAAUGGAAGUAUCCCGAUGCCGUCUGCAUCCUCGCGGUCGGCUCGUCGGAGAAGCCGCGGCGCAUUGGAUUACCUGAGGCAUUUCUCCCACCCGUGUUCUGGAUUGAUGAGAUCGGCUUUCUCCCACCCGUGUUGCUCCAUGGCUGCCUGCACUGGCACCUCCGUAAACCGGAAGACGCAAUACUCGUUUUCGACACGGUGGCUGAGUCCUUCAGGUGGAUGGUUUCUCCAAAUGUUGAUGGUUAUGGUGCACAUUUGGUUGAGAUUGAUGGUGGUAUGCUUGGCAUUGGCAUUGUGACUCAAGGUAUGGCCAAACUCUGGGUUCUUCAGGACUAUGAGACGGAGGUCUGGUCGUUGAGGUACCACGUUAAAUUGCCCGUGGCGAGAAUGAGGAGCAUUGCAAGGGAAGGUUUCUUUUCAUGGAAAAUCGUAUGUCAUCGUGGGGAAAUUCUGGUCUACAUUCAGAGCUCUGUGUUCUUGUUUCUGUGUGACACCAAGGGGAAUUUGCGGGAGAAAAUCCAUUUGGAUAACAUGCUUCCAUGUGCUAUGAGGCAUUGUUUGAAAGAAAGCCUUGUCAACCAUGCGUUCUUCGGGAGGCAUGGUGGUGCUCAUGUGGGACAGCCACAGUUUUUCUGUGGUCUGUAGCAUACGCUGGUGCUGCUCCGUCAUUGUUUUGCUUACCCCUGCAAAGUGUAGAAGGGGACAAGGACUUGAGGAGUUUGAGUAGGGGGUUAUAUUUUGCAGAUAUUUGGCAAUGGUAAUUUUUAAUCGGACCAAAGAAUGAUUGUCUUAUGUGGUGACUGGAGCUGUAGAUCUUCUGGGUGUAAUGGUGUGCCGCAUCUUAGCCUGAUUGGUCUAAAUUUUCUGAUUCUACAAUGAAUUUAUCUUCUAGUAAUUAACUCGAAUGUAUAUCCUGCUGCCUUAGUUCCUGCCUUGAAAACUAGUUGAUUGGAUGUAGACAUAUAGUUUCCAUGGUUUAAUAGAGGGAACCAUGGGUUAUCCUUUUGAAUUUGAAAUAUAUAAGAAGCUUGAGCAUAAUGUUGACAUGCUGUUAAGUUGUCGAUUGAUUCUAUGUUCAAAUAAUUUUCAUUCA